Molecule: messenger RNA, 4230 nt
Organism: Salvelinus namaycush (lake trout)
Lineage: Eukaryota; Metazoa; Chordata; Actinopteri; Salmoniformes; Salmonidae
Product: girdin-like
Exons: 26
Coding region: 1-4230 (1409 amino acids)
Biological process (GO): cytoskeleton-dependent intracellular transport; cytoplasmic microtubule organization
Cellular component (GO): centrosome; cytoplasm
Molecular function (GO): microtubule binding; dynein light intermediate chain binding
Source: RefSeq, a predicted model, not a curated record
AUGGAAAGCGAGGUUUUUCUCCCCCAUCUGGAGCAAUUUAUGCUCAGCCCGCUUGUCAUUUGGGUGAAGACAUUUGGGCAAAACGAUGGGAACAUGACAUUGGAUUAUUCCGAGUUACUGGAUGGGGUAGUUUUGAACAAGAUCAUGAUUCAAAUAAACCCCAAAGCGACUCUUCAGAGCGUCAACAAAGUGAACAACGACCCCAGUCAGAGGAUUCUGAACCUGACCGUUCUCAUCCGUCAAAUCAAAACCUAUUACCUAGAGACUCUGAGGCAGCUGAUCAUGAUGCCCUUACCCAACUUGUUGGUGCUUGGCAAGACUCCUCACUGUGAGCAAAGUCUGGAGGAAAUGAAGAAAUUACUUCUUCUCUUAUUGGGCUGUGCUGUCCAGUGUGAGAAGAAAGAGGAGUACGUGGAACGCAUCCAGACCCUCGACUUUGACACGAAAGCAGCAAUAGCUGCUCAUAUCCAAGAGGUUACCCACAGUCAGGACAGUGUACUGGACCUCCAUUGGCUGGAGGCCAGCGAGCUCUGUGCUGAGGACCUGGAGACCCUGUUCAGACGCCUGGUGGACCAGAGAGACACACAGCUGGAGACUAUUUUAGAGCUAAUGCAGGAGAGAGAGUCCACCUCGUCACCCUCUCCGCCCAGCGCCCAGUCCCCCAGCGACUGUCCCAGCAUGCAACAGCAGGCGGCAUCCCACCAGCACCUGUCUGUAGAGCUGGCCGACUCCAAGGCCAAGGUCAGACGGCUGCGUCAGGAGCUAGAGGAGAAGAGUGAGCAGGUACUGGACUGCAGACAGGAGCUGGAGAACAUGGAGGCUGAGUUCAAGAGGAUUCAACAGGAGAACUCUGUGUUGCUAGCGGAGGCCCGGUCAGCCCGUACGUACCGUGACGAGCUGGAUGCCCUGAGAGAGAGGGCCAUCAGGGCUGACAAGCUGGAGAGCGAGGUGGGACGAUACCGCGAGAAACUACACAACAUGGAGUUCUACAAGGCCAAAGUGGAGGAGCUGAAGGAGGAUAACUCUGUGUUGCUGGAGACCAAGGCUGUACUGCAGCAGCAGAUGGAGGGGUGGAGGGCCCGCUCUGAUAAACUACACCAGCUAGAGAAACACAGUCUGCUGCUCAACGCCAGGGUCCAUGUCAUGGAACAGGAGAAGGAGGUGGACAGGAGGCGCAUGGAGGAGCUGCAGGAGGAGAACCUGGCCUUGGAGCUGGCCCAGAGGAGGAGCAUGGAGGAGUCACAGCACCUGGGAUGGGAGCUGGAGCAGCUCUCCAGGAGCCCCGACAACUCACAGGGUCAGAAGUCUCUGGGUGAGGAGGUGGUUGAUGGGACCAGGAGUCAUCUGCUGAGGCUGGAGAGAGAGAACCAAAGCCUGCUCAGGACCAUAGAGGAUCUGAGAGCUGCUGACCUCAGCCUGGGACCGCAGCACAACCAUAACCAUGAGCACACGCGGAGGGACAGCCAGCGACCCACAAACACGGCUGAGGUGGUUAGAGAGUACCUUGGCAGUUUAGACAACACCUCCUGGGAGCAGUCUGAAUUGGUCAUCAAAGAGGAUUGUGACAUUGACAUAGACACAUCACAUCACAGGGACCCAAAGUGCAACGGAGUGUCGGUUGACCUAGAGGGAGAGAUUGACCGACUGGAGAGAGAGAGCGAGACCCUCAAGGAGAAGAUGGACCUUCAGAAGCAAGAGAAAGGCCAACUCGAAGACGGAGAGUCUUGCCAUCUGAGUGACCCCAUGGCUGACCCGGAAGCAGUAGCUAAAGACAACAUCCGCAAUCUCCUUCAACCAGGCGCUUCAGUGUCUCUGACUCGUGAUACCUCACCCUGCUCUAAGAACAAGAGUCCACGUCGGGAGAACAGUAGCACGGGGCUGCAGACGAGGGCUUCCUCUUCAUCCACUAAGCACACAGAUCGCCUGGAAGCUAAGUGUAGAGCCCUGGACACAGAGAACCAGCGCCUUCAGGCUGCCCUGGACAACACAGGCCGGAAGCUCCAGCGGCUGGAGGCCGAGGUCCACGAGCUGGAGGCUGAGAACCAGAUCCUGCAGGCUGGGCUGGAGGAGCUGAGGAUCUCCUCGCGGCGCAUGGAGCAGCUGGAGCAGGAGAAGCAGACCCUGGAACAGGAGGCUUCAGGCCUGGAGAGAGAUAAGAGGAGGCUGGAGAAGGAGAACCGCAGGCUGAGGCAACAGGCAGAGAUCCAGGACUCUACCCUGGACGGGAGCAACCUGAGGGUGGCUAGUCUGGAGAGAGAGAACAGGGGGAUGGGGAAGGAGGUGGAGAGGCUGAAGGAGGUGGAGGAGAGGGUCAAGGGGCUGGAGAGGGAUAACAGAGAGCUGGCGAAGCAGGGAGCGAUCAGCCAGAGGGCCCUGGUCACCCUGAGAGAGGAGUUGGUGAGUGACAAGCUGAAGACCCAGCAGAGGGAGAAUGAGCUGGAGAGGCUGGCCCACGAGCUGGAGAUGAGAGUCCUCAACCAGGACGCAUCACCACAGACUGACGAGGAAACUCCAGACAACAGGUUCAAGAUGUUGGAGUCUGAGCUGGAGUCAUCUCUGAAGAGGUCCCUGCAGAUCAAAGAAGACAAGAUGGCUGCCGUUGAGGCUCGUCUGCAGGAGUCCUCCACCCUCAACCAGCAGCUACGUCAAGAGCUCAAGACUGUGCGUCUGAACUACGAAGCCCUGUUGCAGAGGGAGGAGGAGGAGCAUGCGGCCCGUAGCCCCACCCCUCAGAGGGAGAGUGACAGGGCGGUAAGCGGAUGGCAGUGGGAGAGCCAGGAGGCCACCAGGGAGCUGUUGAGGGUCAAGGACCGCCUCAUCGAGGUGGAGAGGAACAAUGCCACACUGCAGGCAGAGCGUCAGGCACUGCAGGUCCAGCUCAGACAGCUGGAGACCCAGUCAGACGGCCUGCAGGCUCAGAUCCUGGCCCUGCAGAGACAGACCGCCUCCCUGCAGGAGAACAACACGGCUCUCCAGACACACAACGCUAACCUGCAGGUGGAGAAGUCCACUCUGAACUCCCAGAGUGCAUCACUCCUGGCCCAGAACGCUCAGCUCCAAUGCCAACAAUCCAGCACUGAGGGUGAUAAGGAGGUGGCCAUGCGUGAGCGCGAGGAGCUGCGCGGCGUGUACGACCAGCUCCUGAGGGACCACGAGAGGCUGGCGGCGCUGCACGAGAGACAAGCCAUGGACUACGAGGCCCUGAUGGGAAAACACGGCUGUCUGAAGAACGUCCACCGCACUCUGGAGCUGGAGCAUAGAACGCUGGAGGACAGGUACAAAAUGCUGCUGCAGCAGAAGGCCAAACUAGAAGGUCUGGAGAAGGCUCUGAGAGAGGAGCAGGACAAGAUGUCUGUGGAGAAGGAGCAGCACAGGACCACCGCCUCAGAGUGUCGACAGCUCCGGGAUGAGAAGGACUGGCUGAACCAGACGUACCGUCAGCUGUUGAAGGAUCAGGAGGAGCUCCAGGCGGACCAUAAGAACAUGAAGACCCUGCUGAACAGCACCAAGCUGGAGCAGACAAAGCUAGAGUCCAACUUCAACAAGCUCAGAGAGCAGUACCAACAGCUAGACAUCACCAACACCAAGCUCACCAACCAGUGUGAGCUGCUGAGUCAGUUGAAGGGGAACCUGGAGGAGGAGAACCGUCACCUGCUGGACCAGAUCCAGACCCUGAUGCUGCAGAACCGCACCCUGCUAGAACAGACCAUGGAGAGCAAGGACCUGUUCCACGUAGAACAGAGACAGCACAUAGACAAGCUGAAUGAGCUGAGGAGACAGAAGGAGAAGCUGGAGGAGAAGAUCAUGGAUCAGUAUAAGUUCUAUGACCCCUCACCCCCACGGAGGCGUGGGAACUGGAUCGCCCUGAAAAUGAGGAAGCUGAUGAAGCCGAGGAGCCGUGAGCGUUGUGGCCCCGCCUCCUCUUCUGACCACCAUCGCUCCCUCACCCCCACACGCUCCGGGUCCUUCGAGGCCCUCCCGCCCACCUCCCCCUCUGCUCCCUGUUGCCAGGACAACGACUCCUUCGUGGGUUCGGACGGCUCGGGUGGGUCCACCACCUCCCCCCGGAGGAGCAGCAGUGAGUAUGACCUCCUUAUCCCCUCCCAUUGGUCCCGUCUGAGAGCCCUGAUAGGCCAGGCAGAAACGGGCUGUCCAAUCACGCUCCGCCAUCACCGCAGGCCCACUCGCCCUGCUACGAGCUAUAGGCCAAGAAGAGAGAGCAACAGCUAG